AUGGACUUAGCUGGUUCUGAGAGAGUUUCUCUGACGAAAGCUGCUGGUGAGCGUCUUAAAGAGGGGGCUAACAUAAACAAAUCUUUGUCAGUAUUAGGAAAUGUGAUAAGGCAACUAAGCGAGGGGAAGGAGUUUAUCAGUUAUCGCGAUUCGAAAUUGACUAGACUGCUCUCACAGGCUCUUGGCGGUAAUGCCAAAUCAUUGAUUAUCGGAAAUAUCAGACCAAUGAUCCACCGCGAAGUAGCCGAUGGUCUAGAGCGUCUUUGGAACGUAAGAGAAAACUGCAUUUGGGAAGCCGAUGAAAGUGGUCGCCAUGGAGAGGUUUAUAUAUUCGACCAUGUAUUUAACCAGGAAUGUACAAAUUCAGAUGUAUAUGGAUCUGUAGUAAAACCUUUAGUCGAUUCCUUCAUGGAAGGUUUCAAUGCAACAAUAUUUGCAUAUGGCCAAACAUCUUCUGGCAAAACACACACCAUUUUGGGCAAUAAAACAGAUCCUGGGCUUUUCCAAUUAGUAUCCAAUCAGUUAUUCCAGCAUGUGGCAGACCAGGUUGAUAAGAGGUACUUGAUUAGAUUCAGUUAUAUUGAAAUCUACAAUGAAAAGAUCAAUGACCUCCUGGAUAAGAGCAAUCAGGGUUUAACUAUAAGGGAAGAUAUCAAAGGAAAUGUGCUGUUUGAUGCAAGGGAAGCUGUCGUAGACAAUGUUGAUCAAGUUAUGGAGAACAUGAUGUAG
Molecule: messenger RNA, 729 nt
Organism: Acanthoscelides obtectus
Lineage: Eukaryota; Metazoa; Arthropoda; Insecta; Coleoptera; Chrysomelidae
Source: the annotation of a GenBank genome assembly